AUGACGAAGAUACCAAUGUGCUACGCUUACUUCAGAUCGAGCGUAAAGACGUGUCUAAAGUACACCGAAUCCAAAAACACCGACCUCCACCACCGAUCCAAAGCACUGGCGGAUGCCAAGGUGGUAUUCGCUACCACACUCACAAGGAACGAAGCUGCCCAAGCGACGAGCAUUGCGUUGGGAAACGGGGAGGAAAACACGGGAGCGAUGAUGGUGGAGGUCGUCCCUUCUUCAUCACAGAUACAAACAUCCGCAGGAAUGAUCAAUGAAUCAUGUUUGACAAUGGUGUCUGAUCCUUCGCAAAAGUUCUGCUCUACAUCUCUCGAUGGGACUGCGAUAGGCAGUGAUGCGGGAUUGGUUUUGCCCCAGGGAUCCGCUUCUGCCUCGGUAUCGCCUUCGUCGACAGCAUCAGCCUCAUUGUCAAGUCCAUCGGAUGUAGCUUUCCAAGACUUGCAACAGCCCUCAACAGCAUCGAUCGGCACGUCAUCCCCUUCAGCUUCAGCACCCGUCUCCGGAGAAUCUGCGGACACGACCGGUAUCGCCUCAGCAUUCUUCUCCAGCUCGUCAGGAGGACCAAGUGUCACGGAUGCGUCGCCGACGCCUAUCAGUGGCAAUGCUGUCGUGAACGCCGCCGUGCCGACUGGUGAAGCCUCAACGUCUUCUACUGUAUCCGCCGGUCCGAUUUCCUCGGCGCCUCCUGCAUCUGGUAAUGUCAGCACACCAUCACCAGUGAUCGUCAAUGCUCCAUCAGUGAACACGUCGGCCAGGGGAUCCUCGGAAUCUGGAAACACUGUGUCCGCCAGCGUCACGGCAUCUUCAGGGACAGGGACUCCAUUCGUCAUCGUCAACGCUCUUCCAUCCGUCGUCGCCCCAGUCACCGCUGCAGCAGCCGAAGCGGACAACACAGCGACGACUAUCCCAGGACAAAAGAUGCAAGUCCUGCCUAUAGGUCUGGGGGUGUUUGGCGGUCUCGCCGGUAUAACCCUCUUGGUCGUUGGGUAUGUCUAUUACGAGCGGAGAAAGUAUCGAGGGCAAUUUAGACGUCGAAAGGCUGCUGAGGAAGAGCUGAUGGGUCAAGCUGCGCCGAUGGGGUCGGCGGGACGAUAUGGGUCGACUUGA
This is a messenger RNA of Kockovaella imperatae, 1119 nucleotides long. RefSeq lists its product as hypothetical. The coding region runs from base 1 to 1119 and encodes 372 amino acids. The transcript has 7 exons. NCBI's taxonomy places the organism in Eukaryota, Fungi, Basidiomycota, Tremellomycetes, Tremellales, Cuniculitremaceae. The record is from RefSeq and is a predicted model, not a curated record.